Octopus bimaculoides (California two-spot octopus) is the source of this 1079-nucleotide messenger RNA. Its product is annotated as ER degradation-enhancing alpha-mannosidase-like protein 3. Gene Ontology annotation, molecular function: mannosyl-oligosaccharide 1,2-alpha-mannosidase activity; calcium ion binding. NCBI's taxonomy places the organism in Eukaryota, Metazoa, Mollusca, Cephalopoda, Octopoda, Octopodidae. Gene Ontology annotation, cellular component: endoplasmic reticulum; membrane. The record is from RefSeq and is a predicted model, not a curated record. Gene Ontology annotation, biological process: endoplasmic reticulum mannose trimming; carbohydrate metabolic process; mannose trimming involved in glycoprotein ERAD pathway.
GUGUAAAUUUUUUUAAUGUUUCAUUUUAAUAAAAUAUAUUUCUUAUCUUAUUUUUGUUCUUCAGAAAGUGGAGUUGGAGCAGGUAUUGAUUCCUACUAUGAAUAUGUAUUGAAGGGUUAUAUUUUACUGGGUGAUAGCACAUAUUUAAAGCGUUUCAAUAAGCAUUAUGAUGCUGUGAUGAAGUAUGUUAGUCAAGGACCUCUAUUAGUUGAUGUUCAUAUGCACAAACCACAAUCAACUUCUCGAAAUUUCAUGGAUUCCCUUUUGGCUUUUUGGCCUGGCCUUCAGGUAUUAAAAGGUGACCUCAAACCAGCUAUUGAGACACAUGAAAUGCUCUAUCAAGUAAUAAAACGCCAUAAUUUCCUGCCAGAGGCUUUCACUACAGAUUUCAGAAUUCAUUGGGGCCAACAUCCCCUCAGGCCUGAAUUUGUUGAAUCAACAUAUUUUUUGUAUAAGGCUACAAAUGAUUUCCAUUACUUAGAAGUUGGUAAAAAAGUGGUACAGAAUCUUAACAAACAUGCUAGAGUUGCAUGUGGCUUUGCCUCUAUUAAAGAUGUUUCAGUUGGCAGUCAUGAAGAUCAGUUGAUACCUAGGAGUAAAGGGAUGCCACCAAAUCAACAUCUCACUGUUCCACCCCUCUGAUUGCACUUUGUGAAGCAUUCAAGGAGCUUUGUGCCAGCAGAUAUUCCAGCCAUGGCUAUCCUCUCUUUAGGUCAAGCUUAGUACAUGUGUAUCUCGGACUACAUUAUCCAAUGUGUUCUUCCUUGUUUAGCCCAAGAUCAGUCCUGAUCCAGCAGACCUAUGGUUAAAGAUGUUCCAGCUGUGACCACCCUGUCUUAAUGCAGAUGUAAUGUACCUAGGACUACAUUAUGUAAUGUGUCCUUCCUUGUUUUUGUUUAGCCCCAGGUCAGUCCCAAUCCAGCAGACCUAUGAUCAGUGUUCAAGCUAUGACCGUCCUGCCUUUUAUUCAGAAACAUUGUAUCUCGGACUACAUUAUCUAUCAGGUCAUCUCAUAAGUUCUGUCUGAUUUUACCUUUUUUAAAAUUGAAUAAAAUUUAAUAGUAUUUUAGAAUGUCUAA